CCUUUAAGAAGAGGCGGUGCCGACCUGAGAGCGGUGGAGGGCGCAUGCGUGGGGGCCGCUCUUGCCUAAGCCUCCCGCGCGUCUCUAUCAUUCCGGGUGGCCGGCCGGACGAAGAGGAAGUGGCGGCCGUGGUUGCCUCUGUGCAUACCCAGAGUGCCUCGUCUGUAGGAGCCGGAGGCGGCUGGUGGGGUCGGCCCGGGAUGGCGGAGGAGGCGGUGGCGGCGGCGCCAGCACCGUUGCCCCGGCCGGCCGGCGGCAGCAGCACGUACCGGAGCGCGGGGCACUCGGAGGCGCUGCUGAGCGGGCUGGUGGCGCUGCGGGACGGCGGGGUCCUCUUCGACGUGGUGCUGCUGGUGGAGGGGCGGCCCAUCGGGGCCCACCGCAUCCUCCUGGCCGCCGCCUGCGAGUACUUCAGGGGAAUGUUUGCCGGUGGGCUGAGAGAAGUGGGGCAGGAAGAGGUCUGUAUUCAGGGCAUCUCAUACAACGCCAUGUGCAAACUCCUGAACUUCAUCUACACAUCCGAACUGGAGCUCAGCCUGAACAACGUGCAGGAGGUUCUGACGGCUGCCUGCCAGCUCCAGGUGAGGAUCCCGGAGGUCAUCAAGUUCUGCUGCGACUUCCUCAUGUCCUGGGUGGAUGAGGAGAACAUCUUGGACAUGUACAGACUGGCUGACCUUUUUGAGUUGAGCCCCCUGAAUGAGCAACUGGACUCUUACAUCCUGAAAAACUUCCUCACGUUCUCAAGGACCGAAAUGUACCGCCAGCUCCCCCUGGGAAAGGUCUACUCCCUUCUCAGCAGCAACUCCUUGGAAAUCACCUCUGAGAACGAGGUCUACGAAGGGGCCCUCCUUUACCAUUACACCCCAGAGCAAGUGGAGACGGACCAGGUCUCCUUGAUGGAGCCUCCUAAGCUACUGGAGACAGUCCGCUUUCCCUUGAUGGAGCACCAGACCCUGCAGAGGCUCCACGACAAACUAAGCCCAUGUCCGUUAAAGGAGACGGUGGCUGGAGCUCUGCUCUACCACAAGAACGAGUGCCUUCAGCCAGUGCUCCAGAACACGCACACGCAGCUGAGGUCGGAGUUCCGCUGCGUGGUAGGGUUCGGGGGGAUGCACUCGACCCCGUCCACGGUCCUCAGCAACCAAGCCUGCUACUUGAACCCGCUGCUGGGCGAGUGGAGACACUUCACCGCAGCCCUCUCCCCCAGGAUGUCCAACCAGGGCAUUGCCGUCCUCAACAACUUUGUGUACUUAAUCGGCGGAGACAACAACGUCCGAGGCUUCCGAGCAGAGUCCCGAUGCUGGAGGUACGACCCCCGCCACAACAAGUGGUUCCAGAUCCAGUCCCUCCAGCAGGAGCACGCGGACCUCUGCGUCUGUGUGCUGGGGGAGCACAUCUACGCCGUGGCCGGGCGGGACUACCACGAAGACCUGCGGGAGGUGGAGAGAUACGACCCGCAGACCAACACCUGGGAGUACGUGGCCCCACUCAGGAAGGAGGUGUACGCACACGCGGGGGCCGCCUUGGAAGGGAAGAUGUACAUCACCUGCGGGAGGCGCGGGGAAGAUUACCUGAAGGAGCUCCACUGCUACGACCCCACAGCCAACCGGUGGGAUGCCUUGGCCAACAGCCCGGUCAGGCGGGCCUGGCACGGGAUGGCUGCACUGCUGGGGAGGCUGUAUGUGAUCGGAGGCAGCAACGACGACUCCGGCUACAGGAGAGAUGUCCACCAGGUGGCCUGUUAUACCCCCAGCACUGCUCAGUGGACGACGGUCCACCCUCUGCCGGCAGGGCACGGGGAGCCCGGCAUCGCCAUCCUGGACCACAGGAUUUAUGUCCUGGGAGGCAGAUCCCACAACCGCGGGAUCCGCAUGGAUUACGUCCACAUUUAUGACGCGGAGAGAGACUGCUGGGAGGAAGGCCCCCAGUUGGAGGAUACCAUUUCCGGGAUGGCCGCCUGCGUCCUCACCCUCCCCAGAGCCAUCUUGCUGGAUGCCGACAGGGCGGGGCCCGACUGGCCGCAGGAGCGGCUCCCCAGUCACCCAGACAUUUCCUCGGAGGUCUUGAGCGUCUUGGAGUGGGAGGAAUUUGAGAGCUUAAGUGACGAUUAACCUGAGGUUUCUUCCCUAAUGUGGCUGAGCGGGGGCCGUGCCCGCCCGUACUUUGCUGAAGCUCUGUCUGCUUCAGGUCUCGGCUGGUGGGUGGCAGAGACAGCCCCAUUCCCUUGACAGGACUUGCAGCAGUGGCUGGGCAGAGGCGACGAGCUCCCCCCCCCCCCCCCGCCCCAAACUGAACAGGCUGGGUGGACUUGUGGGCCUCACUUGCACGAAUGUGAGCCUUGAACUGCCGGUGACACUGGACGGAUGGCAGGUCACCCACCCGCUGGCCUACGGAAGAUGGCCAGAAGCGAAUGGGGGGUGUUUGAGAACUGAACUCCGCUGCCGCAAUAUCUACUGACUGUAAGAAGCAAGCCGCCUUCGACAGUUUGCCAGCACCAACAUCAGCACACGGUUGUAUUUCUCCCACUCGGAAAGUUGGGGUCCUGCCCUCCCCAGCCGAAGCUUUUCAGCCCAGGGCACAGACACAAGAUCUGGCUGCUGGGGUUGCACCCAGCAAGUGAGUGCAAGCUGAGCCUCGCCUGCUUGGGAAGUCACAGAAUGAGAGCUGGUGUGUGGUCUACAGACACGUGGGCUGAGAAGCUUUGGGUGGGGAAGGCAGGACCCCAGCUUCACAGCUUCCGUGGCGUGCAGGUCGCGGUGACCACCUUAGCUGGCCAUUUCACACGUCUUACAGGAUGAAUGACAAUUGGAAGCACCUUAACUCAACUUUCAAAAAGAUUGUCACGUCCUUGUUUCUGAAAAGACGUUAAGUCUGCAUUGUGUGUGUAUUAAGACUAUAAUUGUAUGGCACUUUAAGUCAGUUCGCUGAUCUUGUUCAUCGUGCUCAGAAUUGUGUUCUGUAGCUUUACAUGAGUUGAGCAGCAGAUUGGUUGGAGGGAUUAAACAAUAACUGGCAAAAGUUGGCUAACUCCACUGAUCUGUUAAUAAAAUGGAGAUGAAUCAUUUAGCAAAAUUCAUGAGACAAUGAGCUGUUUGCCAAGUUAGCGAAAGAGAACCACCAUGUUCCCCGUACCAGCAAUAUCCAAUGCUGGAGGUCACACAGUGGGAAGAAUAAUGCAAUAAUUAUAUAUAAUUUCUCCUCUCUAUUCUUAAGUUUGCAGCUGUGUACUCAGAGUAAAAUGACACCGGGUCUUAGUGGGAGAGGAAUCAAGGCACCACUGCCCGCAUGAAUGUAGUGAUUUUAACAGAAGGCCUAUGCCACUGCUCACCAAAGAAUCAACAUAGUUUCUACUUCCUUCAUAGUACUGCAAGACCUACUUUAUUUUUUCCCCCAAAAAGGAAAUGCACUCCUAAUUCAACAUAUAGAACUAGUAUCAGGUGCAUUGCUGAGAGCUAUCCAUAUCAAGAUGCAUUAGCAACAUUUAAAAAGAAACUGAGUGUCUUCUCUACACUGGUUUUAGUUGGCUAAAAUGUGUGGCACUUUAAUAAAGUUAUGGCACGUUUAAUAAUG
Hemicordylus capensis (graceful crag lizard) is the source of this 3570-nucleotide messenger RNA. RefSeq names its product kelch like family member 22 (gene KLHL22). NCBI's taxonomy places the organism in Eukaryota, Metazoa, Chordata, Lepidosauria, Squamata, Cordylidae. Gene Ontology annotation, molecular function: protein binding. The transcript is spliced from 7 exons. Gene Ontology annotation, biological process: positive regulation of TORC1 signaling; protein monoubiquitination; proteasome-mediated ubiquitin-dependent protein catabolic process. Gene Ontology annotation, cellular component: mitotic spindle; nucleus; polar microtubule. The coding region runs from base 45 to 2111 and encodes 688 amino acids. The record is from RefSeq and is a predicted model, not a curated record.